AUGGAAUCUGGCUCAAUGGUUGAUUCCCAUAACGUUAACACAGGCGGCAACAUGAAUACAAUUGGAAUGGGCUCAGUGGGGAUAACCCUUCCAGUGACAUCAGGAAUUGGGCCUUCAGCCAACACUGCUAUAAGCUCUGGUGCGGUUUCAGGUUCAUUAUCAGUGUCCUGUAGUGCAGGAGAUGCUGUGGCCCAGCAGCAGGUUAGCCUGCAGGCUCAACCACAACAUAUACAAAUCCCAGGCACCAUGUCUUUAGGAAGCUUGGCUGUGGCUAUGGGACUAUCAGGUGCAAACACAGACCAUAAUAGUUUGACUUUCACCAGCAAUGCACUGGCCAGUCUCACUGCAAGGAUGGGCAUGAGUUCAAUGGCCGGAUCAAGUCCUGGGGGAUUGGUUGCCACUGGCAACAGUUUGAUGACAUUCCCAGGAAGCACCGCUCUGAAUCUGGUACCAGGCAUGGGUAUGGGUCCAGCAGGGGUCAGUAUUGUUGAUGGAAGUGGACUGAGCAUGGCGAUGGCUGGUGGGAUGACCAUGCAGACACCUACAAAUAUUAGCCUUGUUGGGGUACCAGCUUCCAGUGACAUGGGCAACAGUAUUGGUGGUUCCCAGCAGCAACAGCAUGGACACAGUAACAGUGGGGCAUUGCUUCAGAACAAUAUUCAUAUCAACACAGGAGGUAGUUUAGUGAACAACAUGGGUGGAGGUGGAGCUUCCAUGCACUCCUCAGGGAGUUGCUGUGGUGGUUGCAGCACCCGGGUCACCGUCAAGGAUCAGUGUGCCCAGACAGACCUGUCCACAGUUCUACAG
Molecule: messenger RNA, 807 nt
Organism: Candidula unifasciata
Lineage: Eukaryota; Metazoa; Mollusca; Gastropoda; Stylommatophora; Geomitridae
Source: the annotation of a GenBank genome assembly